This is a messenger RNA of Raphanus sativus (radish), 1259 nucleotides long. RefSeq names its product serine/threonine-protein kinase ATG1t-like. Gene Ontology annotation, cellular component: cytoplasm; autophagosome. Gene Ontology annotation, biological process: autophagy; protein autophosphorylation; autophagosome organization. NCBI's taxonomy places the organism in Eukaryota, Viridiplantae, Streptophyta, Magnoliopsida, Brassicales, Brassicaceae. Bases 252 to 1058 code for a protein of 268 amino acids. Gene Ontology annotation, molecular function: protein serine/threonine kinase activity; ATP binding. The record is from RefSeq and is a predicted model, not a curated record. The transcript has 7 exons.
AACACAAAGAUAAAUUGAUCCGAACUUUCCUAACCAAAUCAACUUCCUGGUUGAGGUUCGGUUCCUUCCAAUAAUCUUCUCAUAAUCGUAUACCAGAAACGACGCCGUAACAGUAUCAUUAUCCAUUGAAGAUGACGCUAGAUGAUGAUGUGGCAACUUAUUUUUACUAGUUUUUGUUCCUCUUUUCGUUUGAUAAGAAGCGAGAUGGAAUCUUUGCUGCUAGAUAAUAGAGAAAUCUAUGGAACCCUAUCAUGACGACGAUGGAUGAAUACAAAGCGAAAUCGAAGCUGAGCGAGAGCUCAACCUCCACGGUCUGGCUAGCGAAGCACAUGCCAACCGGAGAAGAAGCGGUGAUGAAGUGCUUCCAUCUCUCGAAGCUCAAUCACAAUCUCAGAACCUGUUUGGAAAACGAGCUCGAGUUUCUCUCUUCGGUCCAUCACCCCAACAUCAUCCGCCUCCUCCAAGUUCUCCACGACAAGGAUCUACUCGUCAUGAUUCUCGAGUAUUGCGACGGUGGAACUUUAUCAUCUUACAUUAAGCGUCACGGGAGGGUUGAAGAACAUAUCGCCAAGAGAUUCAUGAAGCAAAUUGGAGCUGGUUUAGAAAUCAUUCAUGAUAACCACAUUAUCCAUAGGGAUCUUAAACCGGAGAACAUUAUAAUAGCUGGAUCAGGUGAUGAAUCUGUGUUGAAGAUAGCUGAUUUUAGUCUUUCAAGAAAGCUGCUUCCGGGAAAGUAUCUAGAGACGGUGUGUGGUUCUCCGUUUUACAUGGCUCCCGAAGUUCUUCAGUUUCAGAGAUACAAUGAAAAGGCUGACAUGUGGAGUGUAGGAGCGAUUCUAUUCGAGCUUCUUCAUGGUUAUCCACCUUUUGGUGGUAGGAACAAUGUUCAGGUUUUAAGGAACAUCAAGUCUAGUUUAUCUCUUCCUUUCUCUCGGUCGAUUGUUCAGCAGUUGCAUCCAGAUUGCAUUGACGUGUGUUCAAGGCUGCUCUCUACUAACCCAGUUACUCGUCUCUCAUUUGAUGAAUUCUACAAACAUAAGUUCUUCAGUAUCUGGUGAUAUCCCUGAGGUUAAAGGAAGAUGGAAAUUCUAUGUAAUGUGUCAAAUUUUCUAGAAACCUUGUAUAGAAUCACUUGUGACUCGGCUUGUUUUUACGUCUCAUAGAUAUAGUUUGAUGAUGUAAUGUUUAAUGAAAAGGCUAGGGUUUAUCCUUUGUGGUAAAUAUCUCCUGAAUGAGUAUAAAAGACCCUUCUUUGAUGA